AUGAACAACACGAAUGCCCCCAGUUUCUGGCGGCCGGGAACCACAGCGCCUGGGAGUACAUUGGAUAGAGUCUCGGCAAAUGAAGAAUCCCCGAUCGAUCCAUCUAUCUACAGUGUACACUCUCAAACACGCUCAACUCAGUCACGGGAUGAGCUGUCUCGACAGCGAAAACAACUGCCGGUGUAUAAGUACCGACAGCAUCUCCUCUAUGCCAUGGAGAAGUUUCGUACUAUUAUCGUAGUCGGUGAGACUGGCUGCGGUAAGACAACGCAGUUGCCUCAGUAUCUGGCUGAGGUAGGCUGGUCUGGCCAGGGAAAAAUGAUUGCCUGUACGCAACCGAGACGGGUGGCUGCCACGAGUGUGGCAUUGCGCGUAGCUGAAGAAGUAGGAUGUAGGAUAGGGGGGAAAGUGGGAUACUCAGUUAGAUUUGACAAUGCGGAGGGUGCAACUACACAGAUUAAAUACAUGACCGAUGGUAUGCUAGUGCGGGAAACCCUGAUGGACCCGCUGCUACAGAGAUACAGCACAAUCAUGGUUGAUGAAGCACACGAGAGAGGGCUGUACACAGAUGUACUGUUAGGGCUUUUGAGGAAGAUAAUGAAAAAGCGAAGUGAUCUGCGGGUGAUUGUCAGUUCGGCAACAUUGGACGCGGAAGCUUUCGCCGAAUUCUUCGAGACAAACGACGACCUCACUGCACCCGAAAACAACACGGCCACGAUAUUAAGCGUGGAGGGCCGUAUGCAUCACGUAGAUAUACACUAUCGCCGGUUUCCUGUGCCAAAUUAUAUGCAAGCGUGCGCAGAUAGUGUGAUGCAGAUUCACAGCAAGGAAGGGGCCGGAGAUGUUUUAGUAUUUUUGACUGGCCAAGAUGAGGUUGAUCAAGUAGUAGACAUGCUGUCGGAUAGAGCAUCGAGUGUGUCGGACGCACGACUUCGUUUGCUACCAAUGCCCCUGUACGCAUCUCUGCCAUCCGAAAUGCAGAUGCGUGUAUUCCAACCAGUAGCUAGAGGAUGUCGAAAGGUGGUCAUUGCCACGAAUAUAGCUGAAACCUCGGUGACGAUACCGAACAUUGUGUUUGUGGUUGACAGCGGAUUCGCGAAGAUUCGUGCGUAUAAUCCUGUAUCAGGUCUUGAGGCGCUUGUAGUGACUCCCGUGAGCAAGGCUUCGGCAAAACAAAGGGCUGGGCGAGCAGGCCGCGUCAAACCCGGUAAAGCUUACCGACUGUACACUCUAGAGGACUACAAAUCACUCGAGGACCAGAAUGUCCCCGAAAUACAGAGGUCCAACUUGGGACAGGUGGUGCUUCAGCUGAAAGCACUCGGAAUACAGAAUAUUGUUCGCUUCGACUAUCUAUCGCCGCCCCCGCCAGACUCACUUAUCCGUUCAAUGGAUUUGCUGCACUCGCUUGGGGCCAUAACAGACGAAGGAGAACUGUCUGAACCUCUAGGUGAGCGUAUGGUAGAAUGUCCCUUGGAGCCGAAGUUGGCUAAAAUACUUCUAAUGAGCGGUGAAAUGGGCUGCAGUGAAGAAAUAUUAACCAUUGUUGCAAUGCUACAGGUCCAAAAUAUAUUCGUGAGUCCAACCAACAAACGACGCGAGGCAGAUAACCAUCGGAGGCUGUUCACCGCAUUAGAAGGAGACCAUCUCUCUCUCUUAAAUGCAUACACGACCUUUCAUAAGAACAAGCAGAGUAGCGGCUUUUGCCAAACAUACUUUCUGAAUCGUCGCUCGCUGCUCCGUGCCACAGAAAUCAGAAAGCAACUGCUAAAGUUUCUAAGGAGGUUCAAUAUUCCCAUAUGCUCCACCAGCGACACCGAGAUCAUACGUCGUUGUAUAACUGGAGGGUUUUUUGCAAACUGUGCGAGACUGAGUGGAGAUGGGGUAUGUCCGCGUGUUAUGUGCCACUUACUUCAUGAGCUUCCGUUAAGAAAUUACAUACUUUUGCUACCCUAGUGUUGCAGGAUCCAAACACUCAACUGUACUUGUUGAUUUGAAGCGUCAGCUGCGCAUACAUUGGCACACUUCCAAAUAGACUACUUUGGUUGUGCUCUCCGAGUUUCUUUUUGUAUUGUAGUGAGAGUGUGUGUAAUCAAUCCAAAAUAUUAUCUGCUCUGCAGACGUACAAAUCCUUGAGGAAUGGUCAGACUAUGGCGAUACAUCCUUCAUCAGUACUGUACGACGAAAGUCCGCCGCCAUGGGUGGUUUAUCAUGAGGUAAGGAGCUCUUCGAAUUGCACGGUACGCUUCGAAUUGUAAAAAGGUUUUUCCCCGGAUUUCAUGACAGUUUAGCUCGUGUUUGAAACUAAAUGAAUUGCAUCACUGUCGUAUUUUUUAUAUUUGUACUAUCUGCAGGUUAUAUUGACAAAACAGGAAUAUAUGAAGGAGGUCACUGUGAUUGAUCCGGAAUGGUUACUCGAAGCCGCACCCCACUUUUAUGAGUACUCUAGACUUGUAAGGAAUCCCAAAGGUUGAUCAUUAAAAUCCGUU
Molecule: messenger RNA, 2486 nt
Organism: Sphaeroforma arctica JP610
Lineage: Eukaryota; Ichthyosporea; Ichthyophonida
Product: ATP-dependent RNA helicase DHX35, variant
Exons: 13
Coding region: 1-1953 (650 amino acids)
Cellular component (GO): intracellular anatomical structure
Molecular function (GO): ATP binding; RNA binding
Source: RefSeq, a predicted model, not a curated record